Messenger RNA from Bursaphelenchus xylophilus (pine wood nematode), 2008 nucleotides. The record is from the annotation of a GenBank genome assembly. Lineage: Eukaryota; Metazoa; Nematoda; Chromadorea; Rhabditida; Aphelenchoididae.
AUGCGUUACGCUUUGGCGUUGACAGCGCUAGCUGUCUGUGCCCUCGCUCAAAGCCCGGAUGAGACAGUUGUGGUCCGCCUAGAGCCCCAAUCCGUGAUUCGCGCCGUUCCCCAAGCACCCAGAGCCAUGGAGCCGGUCGCAACUCCACCUGCAGCCGUCCACCAACGCCAAAUGCCGCCACCAUCGGCACAACAGCCUCAAGCCCGCGCUCCGGUCGCCUCUCAGCAACCUCAACAAGUUGCUUCGCCCGCUCCGCAACCCGCUCAGCCUGCCGAGCAGGUGCGACAGGUUCAUAGUGCUGCCGCUGCUCCAGGAAUUCGAGCGCAAACUCCCACUUUGCCUCAGGCCGGUAUUGCUGGAGCUCAAGAGUUUACUCCAAGAGAAAGUGCUGUCCCCCCACAGGCUCCACCAGUCAACAUUCCUCCAGAUGUUCAGAACCAGCUGAUCAAAUUCUUCGGGCUUGAUUCCUUCGGAAUUCCAGGUCUGACCGGAAGCCAUCCCGAUGGAUUUGCUGGAGCUGUCCAGGAAAUGCGAGCUGCCGGAAUCCCUAUUCAAGGCCUUCCUCUUGACCAUGUUGCAGGUCAACCAGUUCCGGCCGCCAACGCUAAUGCACAGCCCGACCUUUUGGGUCAAGCCAACCCCAACUUUGCCCUGAACAACAUCAUGAAUGACGCUUCGAAUGUCCCACACACCGCUGGCUCCAUUCCUCUGCCAGAUGCCAAGCCAGGAGAGAAUGGACUCAUCGGGUUGUUGAGCUCUUCCAUCAGGAAGUUGGUCAAGGAUUGUAAGUCUAUUUGCUGAUGUUUUGACUGCUCAAACUUUGUGAAACGUUCCAAAUUCUUGCCUUUUGAACUGAUCUUCAACCUUCAUUUAACCCCUCAUUUUCAGCCGGAGUUGCCGACGCUCUAGCUCAAGGACUUCCCAACGUCUUGGGCACCAACAACCUCCCAACUGGCCAAGCCAACGGUCCCACCUCCUCCGCCGUCGCCGGAGCUUCUCGCUCCUUCAGCCAGGACGAGGCUCCCGCUCUAGCCGCUGGAAACCGUCCCUCUGAAGUUGCCGUGAAUGCCGGAGGCGUUCGUCGUCAACAAUCAACCGCCGAGCGCGCCUUGAGUGGAUUUGCUGCCGCUUUGGGAGGUGGCGGUCAGAACGGGCCAUCUCACGCCGGACUUCCUCGAAUCCCCGGUAUUCCCAUUUUGCCCGGAGGUAUUCCACGUAACGCUCAAGGACAGAUCGACGUAGUAAACCUUAUCGGAUCUAUUACUCGCCGAGUCUCAAAUGGCACCACUUUGGCCGAUGUUUUGCCACCAGAGCAGCUUCAAACUCUUGCCGACAACGUUACUGACGCUCUGUUGCCCGCUACUCCCGAAGACUUCGACUUAAACAAGUUCAUGGGCCGUUGGUUCGAAGGAAUCAACUCCCCGAGAGCUUCGGAGCAACGAUGUGUUGUACAUCAUUACGGAGGAUUGACCAAGAACGAUAAGACCGCCACGUUUACGGCGUUGAAGAUCUACAGAGAGGGAUCGGAGUUCGGGUCGGUCAGAUACUCGAUUGGAUACGCGUUCAGAGCCGGAAACAAGGAUGCCAUGUUGCAAUUGCAUAGCAGCGAGAACAGUGAUGCACAGCCUUGUAAGUGGAAAUUCUCUUAUUAUCUUUGGAGCGCUCUCUGAUCCAUCAAACGUGUAAAAAAUCACCAUUUUGUAACCCUCUCGUUCUAACUCUACCUUUUUCAGUCUGGGUCUACAAACUCGGUCCCGAAGGCACGGAUCCCUUCGGCAACAAGCAAUACGAAUAUGCCAUCGUGUCCAACUGGGUGAAAUACCCCGUGACCGUGCUCGUCCGCGACCCCGACACCUUCAAAGCCAAAUACGAGUUGGAGGUGUUGCGUUGGCUGGAGGACCAAGGCUUCAUCAACGGCUUCGUGCGCGCCUUCAACCUGCUGCAGCCCGCCUCCUACUCGUCGUGCCAGUAUGCCGACAAUACGUUCGAGUUGUUCGGGAAGAAAUAA